Camelina sativa (false flax) is the source of this 1368-nucleotide messenger RNA. The record is from RefSeq and is a predicted model, not a curated record. NCBI's taxonomy places the organism in Eukaryota, Viridiplantae, Streptophyta, Magnoliopsida, Brassicales, Brassicaceae.
AUGGCUGCUGAAACAAUCGACGUUUCUCAAUCAGUUCUUCACGUUAACAUGAGCAACAUCACCAAGCUCACGUCCACGAAUUACCUGACCUGGAAAGUUCAGGUCCACUCACUGCUUGACGGAUACGAUCUUGCAGGCUUUCUCGAUGGCUCCAAACCAGCGCCUGCUCAAAGCACCACAACCAACGAUCAAGUUACCCCAAAUCCCGCAUAUGCAACAUGGCGCCGCCAGGACAAGCUCAUUUACAGUGGUUUACUCGGCACUCUCUGCUCCUCCAUUCAACCGCUGGUCUCCUCCACCACCUCCUCUCAAUCCAUGUGGAAAACGAUUGCCUCCACCUAUGCUAGCCCAAGCUGGGGCCAUAUUCAACAACUUCGGAUCCAACUGAAGCAAGCCACUAAAGGUGACAAAUCCAUUGAUGACUAUGUUCAAGGGUUCCUCAUUCGCUUUGAAAAACUCGCCCUCCUUGGAAAACCUGUCGACCAUCAGGAAACACUUGAAUACAUUCUUGAAGGCUUACCCGAAGAAUACAAAUCUGUGGUGGACCCAAUUGAAGGCCGUGAAACUCCUCCCUCUAUUUCUGAGAUUGUGGAAAAACUUCUCAACAGAGAAGCCAAGCUGCUUGCUGCCUUCUACUCUGUUUCUAAACCUGUCCCCAUCUCCGCUAAUGUUGCCUCUGGUCCUCAACCGUAUCAAGGCAAACAUCACCCCCGUCAACAACAACAUUGGAACAACAACAACAACAAUCAUCACUCCUCGUCUCGCCAGGAUUAUCGUGGUGCUAGAGGAUAUCAAGGGAAGUGCCAGUUGUGUGGAGUUUUUGGUCACAGUGCCAAACGCUGUCCACAAUUCCACAUGAACCAGUCCGGCUCUUCCAAUGCCCUGCUUCCCUCUCCGUUUCGUCCAUGGCAACCUCGCGCAAAUCUGGCUCUUGCUCCUCCUCAGUCCUCUGAUCCUUGGAUCAUGGAUAGCGGUGCCACUCACCACAUGACAAGUGACCUCCACAACUUGUCCCUUCAUCAUCCGUAUCAAGGUGGUGAUAGUGUCACUGUUGGUGACGGUUCAGCACUCUCCAUCAAACACACUGGUUCACUUUCACUACCCUCUACCUCUCGACCCUUAACUCUCAAAAAUGUCCUUUGUGUUCCUAAAAUUCAUAAAAACCUUAUCUCUGUCUAUCGUCUGUGUAAUGCUAAUAACGUUACGGUUGAAUUUGCUCCUGCUCAUUUGCAGGUGAAGGAUCUGAAGUCGGGGGUCCCGUUGCUGCAAGGCAAGGCUAGAGCUGAGCUUUACGAGUGGCCUACCUAUCCAUCUCCUAUCUCCUCAUUUUUUGCUUCGUCUUCCACCAAACCCUCCAUGGCUGACUAG